CCCAGCCGAGAACCUUAAAGUCGUUAUAGACUCACUGCAGCUCAGUGCGGCUCACACACACACACACACACACUAUUCACCCUGUGAGGAACGACAGACGCAGACACAUACAUUAUCAGACAACAGACGCAGACACACUUAGAUAACACACAUACACACACACACACACUCACACACACACACACACACACACUCACACACACACACAGCAGUGAGGAUGAAACCCCGCAGGACUUCAGCAGGGCGUUCAAUGUAGUGUUUCUCUUGGCUAUGCAGCAGUGCAGGAGAGACGGUGAUGAUGGAGACACCAAAAACCUCCAGAGCUAACAGCACUCCUCUAACCAUGCCCACCAGGAUGCAUGUAAUCCAGGUGGACUCAGUGCAGCGUUGGAUGGAGGAUCUGCGUCACAUGACCGAGGUGGAGUGUAUGUGUGUGCUGCAGUCCAAGCCACUGGGUGUGGACGAGGACACUGCAAGCGAGCUCAUCAUCCCCGGGGUGGGUGUGGCCAGUGAUCAUGUGACACGAGACAACCUACAGACUCUCCUGAAGAGGGCACUGGUUGUUAGCACUGAGUUGGGCAAGAUGUUCCAGCGUCUAGAGAAAGGAAGAUGGCAGCGUGUACAUGGAACUGCUGUCAGAGCCAACUGCCACGUCCGCUCACUGGUGCACGAGUGCAGUGCGCACAGAACCAACAACACACACAUGCAGAAGUAUGAGGCCACUCUGCUGGAGAAGUGUAUGGAGCUCACUGUCAUCACUGAGAGGUGUCUCCACACAGAUGAUGAAUAUUUCCUCAAAUCCAUGAAGGAGGCCAUUCACGAGAUUCUCACAGAUGUCAGUGAUUCAUUCAGCCAAAUGAUUGACAUGGCCUUAGCCAAUGAAAUACAGGUCCUGAUCAGGCAGGUUGAGGAGUCAGAUGAUGUGUUCCUCAUGGAGAACGCAAUCAGUAACCUGCUGUCUCUCACUCAGGAUGGACCGCAGCUCUGCAGCAUCAUCGCCAAAGAAGGUGCAGUCGUAGCUCUGUUGAAGAUCUGUAGGCAGGACUGUUUCAGCUCUUUAUACGCUCCUGCACUCAGGACUGUCGCCUCCAUCUGCUGCGUGGAGGAGGGAAUCAACCAACUGGAGAAAGUGGAUGGUGUACUGUGUCUGGCUGAUAUUCUGACUGAUGACGGUUGUACAGAAGCAGCUCGAGCUGAAGCAGCUGCUGUUGUGGCUCAGAUCACGUCUCCUCACCACUCCAACACACACCACCUGUCCAGCUUCAUCGAGAGCAUGCAGGACAUCGUCUCCGCCCUCAUCAAGCUGUGUGAGACUGCAUCGUGUGGUGAGGUGUUCCUCUUAGCCUCGGCUGCUCUGGCGAACAUCACUUUCUUUGACAGUUUAGCGUGUGAGAUCCUGCUGCAGCUGAACGCAGUGCACAUCCUCCUCCAGGCCUGCAGGGAUCGACAGAGAGUCGACACACCUUACUCUAAAGACCAGGUCGUAACAAUUUUGGCCAAUUUGUCUGUUUUGGAGCAAACAGCAUUGGAGGUCUUACAGGAGAAUGGAUUGGAGCGUCUGCUUGUGCUGCUAGGAGAGAAACCAUCUUCCUCCAGUCCAUCAGAGGGCGCUGCGUGUGAGCGAGUUCAGCAGAAAGCUGCAGUAACACUCGCGCGGUUAAGCCGAGAUCCCGACGUUGCUCAAGCUGCCAUCCAGCUUCAAGCCGUGCCGCGUCUCAUCGAGCUGUGUCGAUCUCCAGCUGAGAGAAACAGCAGUGACUCUGUUUUGGUGGCCUGUCUGGCGGCUCUAAGGCGAUUGGCUGCUGGAUGUUCUGACAGUAUCGACCCGGCGGAUCAUCAGCAGCUCAUUAAGCCGCGGCUCGUCGACUCGUUCCUGCUCUGUUCCAACAUGGAGGAGAGUUUUGUCUAAAGCAGCUUCCUGCUUGCACACACACACACACACACACACACACACACACACACACACACACAAUAUGCUGGGCUGGGUUAAGCUGUUCUCUAUUGUUGCAAGACCAUACAAAGGUUUUAAAAAUAUAUUUUAUCUUAGGAGCUACAGUGCUAAUGCUAAUGCUAACGCUAACAAAACUGCUUUUUCAGCAGUGUUCAGUUCUCUUACCAAUUAGUGAAAUAUUAAUGAGCUUAGAACUGGAACACAACCUACAACUAGAAAAAUAACAGAACCAGAACCAACAUCACAACAAGAACUACAACCAAACAAAUCUAUAUAUGGAACCAGAAUCCAAACCUAUACAAGAACCAGAACCAUAACGGGAUAUAAUGGAACCCAACAGUAGAUCCAAUGCCAGAACUAAAAGAGAACCAGACCAAGGACAAACAAGAACUAUAAACAAGAACUAUAACUACAUCUGGGGUGGUGUCUGAGUGAAGCUCUGUGAUAGAACCCAGUGUUCCUGUGCUAGAACCCAGUGUUGUAGAGUGUAAUCACCACUAAAGGGGAUUAGAGACCAGUGUUCCUGUGCUAGAACCCAGUGUUCCUCUUGUUAGAACCACGUGUAGACACCACUAAAUGGGAAUGAACACACUACGGUUCUAAUUAUAUAUUUAAUUUGAAAAAAAAACCUAUACAUUUUUUCUCAAUUUUAAAAGUUUUUACACGCAAUAUUUGUAACACUUCUAACAUUGGUAAAUGUUCGUGACGUUGACGUAAAUGAACAAACUUUACAAGAGUCUAGAGAAAUAAAAAUGUUUUGGAGAAAUGUGCAUGAAACUUUAUUGUCAUAUUUUCACGAAGAUUUAAAUGUAAAUUGUAUUUAAAGAAAAUGAUUCACGCUGCAUGGAGGUUGUUUUGUUUUAGUUAUAGAAGAAUAGUAGUGUGUGAUCAUCAUAUUCACUGCAUCAGAGGAAAACAGCAGAAAUAUCUAACUAUACAUCUGUUUUCAUCAAUUCUGUAUUAAAACAUUUUACUUUAAUAAAUUCUGAGUGUUUUUCCAGAAACUGACAUUUUUUAUUAAUUUCCAGUCAGCACU
Molecule: messenger RNA, 2987 nt
Organism: Ictalurus furcatus (blue catfish)
Lineage: Eukaryota; Metazoa; Chordata; Actinopteri; Siluriformes; Ictaluridae
Gene: insc
Product: protein inscuteable homolog
Exons: 13
Coding region: 296-1909 (537 amino acids)
Biological process (GO): asymmetric cell division; regulation of asymmetric cell division; establishment of mitotic spindle orientation
Cellular component (GO): apical cortex
Molecular function (GO): protein binding; cytoskeletal adaptor activity
Source: RefSeq, a predicted model, not a curated record